GGUAUACGGGCGCGGGGCAUGCCGGGAGUUGUAGUGUUCGCGUUCUCCGGCCAUGUUUGGGGAAGUGAUGACGUUAGGGUGUAAGAACUACAAGUCCCAGGGCACCGUGCUGCUGAGCGCUACUGGAGUUUCGGUGUACACACUGUGGCCUGUGCAGGAAGGACUAGAGGGCCCAGACCGGACCAGAGGAGACCACCACCGGCACCGGGAGCAGCGCCAUGGGGGCCGUGUGGGGCCGGAGAAUCGCCGGGGUAGAAGACAUAGAUAUCCAGGCAAACUCUGCUUACCGCUACCCCCCUAAAUCUGGAAACUACUUUGCCAGCCAUUUCUUCAUGGGAGGGGAGAAGUUUGAGACCCCACACCCAGAGGGCUACCUGUUCGGGGAGAACAGUGACCUCAACUUCCUGGGGAACCGACCUGUUCAGUUCCCAUACCUUACCCCCGCACCCCAUGAACCGGUGAAGACUCUGCGCAGCCUGGUGAACAUCCGGAAGGACUCCCUGCGCCUUGUCAGGUACAAAGAAGGAGGCGACAGCCCGAUGGAGGACGGAGGGAAACCCCGGGUCUUAUACGGUUUGGAGUUCACCUUUGACGCAGACGCACGAGUGGCUAUUACAGUGUACUGCCAGGCCAGUGAGGAGUUUGUUGGAGGAAUGGCUGUGUACAGCCCCCGCAGCCUAGCCCUGCAGUCCCAGACGGUUUAUUACAAACGAGGCCUAAGUCAGCACUUUUCUCUGCCGGUGUUCAAAAUCGACUUUAAUGAAUGGAAGGAAGAGGAGCUGAACUUUGACAUUGAUAAAGGGGUCACUCCGCUGGUCAUCCAGGCUGUUGUGGCCGAGGGAGGAGAGGGAUCAGGACACGCUCACGUGCUGCUGGCUGCGUUCGAGAAGCACGUUGAUGGCAGUUUCUCAGUGAAGCCUCUGAAACAGAAGCAAAUAGUGGAUAGAGUCAGUUAUCUGCUGCAGGAAAUUUAUGGUAUUGAGAACAAGAACAACCAGGAGACCAAGCCCUCCGAGGACGACAACAGCGACAACAGCAAUGAGUGUGUAGUCUGCCUCUCUGACCUGCGGGACACGCUCAUCCUGCCCUGCCGACACCUCUGUCUGUGCAACUCCUGCGCCGACACCCUGCGCUACCAGGCCAACAACUGCCCCAUCUGCCGACUGCCUUUCCGCGCCCUCCUACAAAUCCGCGCAGUGCGGAGGAAGCCGGGUCCUCUCCCACCCAUCUCCUUCAGUCCUGUGCUGGCCCAGAGUUUGGACCAUGAUGAUAACUCGGGGGCAGAUAACAUCCCUCCAGGAUUUGAACCCAUCUCUCUGCUAGAGGCUCUGAAUGGUCUCUGGUCCCCUCCUGCCACUGCCCCCCUAUAUGAGGAGAUCCCCUACAGUGAAGGACUACCUGCUCGGGGGCCUCCAGACAACUCCCACCACAAAGGCAAGCACGUAAAGACCCCUGACAGCGGUCUCCGCUCUCCCUCAUCUCCCAUCCAUGAAGAGGACGAGGAGGUGUCCGGAGUGUGUGACAGCGAGAGGCCGGCGUUACUUGGGACCCUCAGCAGGGACCCCUCGCACACAGAGACGCUCUCAUCUGCUGACACGCCGGAGAUCAUCUCCGCACACAGAGGGUCUCUGUCACAGUCUCAAAUUGAUGAGGAGAUUGAAAGUCCAGAGGCUGAGGAUCUGAAGGAGGAGGAGAUCCAGGAUGUGACCGCGCUGGGUCCUGAUGCCUGCUCUAUUGGGAUCGACGAGUGAAGGGUUGGACCUGACACGUGACCACAUCGAACAAAUCCCUACUCUCCACCCAUUGGAUCAUUUUGGGGUUCUCAGAGAGGGGGAAAAGGACAUUCAAUUACUUCUCCAAUCAUCUACAUUCCGGAGGGGAGGGUAGAGAGACUCUGCAAUAUAUCCAAACCUAGAGCCGCCUGUUAGGGAAGCUACACUACAACAUGCCAGCUUGAUGUGCCAGUGUGCAUUGUUACUGUGCCAGUCCUGUGUGUACAGAUGUGACCGUAGCACCGUGUGCGCCAGCCUGCAUGUCUGCAUUGCAAUGUAUAUGUGUUGUUAGCGGUGGCUCAGACCCCGCUCUUUGGCGUCCUGUGACUGUGCCAGCAGCCGCCCAUCUCUUUGCCGCCUGUAACGGUGCCGGCAGCCGCCCAUCUGUUUGGCGUCCUGCCCUUACCACGGCCUCUUUGGUGCCCUCUGGCUAUGCCUGCAGCCGCCCCUCUUUCCAGCACUUCCAUUGGGACUUGGUGGAAAGCAGCUGGAGAUCACUAAGGCGGCUGUUGUGUCAGCGCGGGGUCUCCCUGCUCAGAGCUGCCCCAAGCCUGAUAUACUCAUAAGGUACUGCCAGGUCCCUGCCCCAAAUAUCCAUGUGUACCCAUCCCCUUCUAAUUCUGUGAGAGCCAGUGGCAUCGCCGAGGCUUGAGGCACGGUGUCCCUAGUGAGUUGGCUGUGUGACAAAAUGGCUGCCUUCAUGGGGGUGAUGGGUGCACCCUAAAGGGUAACACUAAAUGAAACGGCUAUUAUCCUUCCCGCCGCUUUGUGCAAUGUCUGACAGGAACGGGGGUAAUCACGGUUCGGGACUAUAGGAAGAGUAAUAUUACAGAUGAAGGCAUUUACUGGAUUAUUUUCUUUUUUUAAUUAUCACUCAUAUAAACUGAAUCUGAAUUAAUAAAAAA
Molecule: messenger RNA, 2677 nt
Organism: Pseudophryne corroboree (corroboree frog)
Lineage: Eukaryota; Metazoa; Chordata; Amphibia; Anura; Myobatrachidae
Gene: MGRN1
Product: mahogunin ring finger 1
Exons: 18
Coding region: 219-1751 (510 amino acids)
Biological process (GO): endosome to lysosome transport; negative regulation of G protein-coupled receptor signaling pathway; protein ubiquitination
Cellular component (GO): cytoplasm; plasma membrane; early endosome
Molecular function (GO): ubiquitin protein ligase activity
Source: RefSeq, a predicted model, not a curated record